UCAUAUAUCAAAAGAAACAUUUAUGGGGUGGAAAAGAAGCCAUGAAGCUGAUUAUCAAACUAUGUCAUGGCUUAAAUGUGAAGUGAUGAAAGAUAAUCCUUCAAUGGUUGAUAUUUUGUGGUGUGAGGUGUGUCGAACAUACCAAUCUAAGGUAUGUGGCACUAAGCAUUUCUCCAGAACGUGGAUUGAUGGGUCAAGAAAUCACAGAACCAACAAUGUCAUUGAUCAUGCUGGGAGUGCUCAGCAUCAAGCUGCAAUGUCCUACAAGCGAAAAGAAACAGCAAGAGAGAGGAGAGAGCCAGUGACGGAUUACAGUGAGAUUGCCAGAAGUUUUAAGAUGAAGCCGGAGACCAAAGCAAGGAUGAUGAAGAAAUUUGAAAUAUGUUAUUUUCUGGCAAAAGAAAACUUUUCAUUCGUAAAAUAUCCAUCUAUCUGUGCUCUUGAAAAACGACAUGGUGUUGAGCUGGGAGAGGCAUAUUCAACUGAUGUAGCAGCUAGUCACUUUGUGCAUUAUAUUGCUGAAAGUCAGCGACAGCAUUUCAAACAAACAGUGGCAGCACCUUUCUUCAGCAUCUUGAUGGAUAGUUCAGCUGACAAAGGAAAAGUGGAGAAUGAGUUGUUUGCAAUCAUCUAUUCUGAGAGUGAUCACACCUCUGAAAAGCUAAUAACUCGAAGUCGAUACUUCAAAGUACUGGAACCGUCUAAGGCUGAUUCUGCUGGACUCUUUGAUUGCCUACAAGAAUCUCUGAAAGAUAUGGGUAUAAGAGAUUUGAUGAAUCCAGAAAAUGUGCUGCAAGUCAAAAAUUUGCCAAUUCUUGUUGGUGUGGGAACUGAUGGUGCUGCUGUAAACAUCUCAGAGAUACGUGGACUAAAAGCAAAAGUUCAGAAUGUUCUGCCAUGGAUUUUCUGGAUGUGGUGUUUUGCCCAUCGACUAGAACUGGCAAGCAGAGACGCUCUCUCCAAUCCAGUAUUUAAAGAAAUAGAUGAAAUGCUUCUUAGGAUCUAUUAUCUUUACAACAAGUCUCCCAAGAAAUGUAGGGAACUGAGGGCUAUUGUGAACGAUUUGAAAGAAGUAUACAAUUUUCCAAGGGGUGGCAACCUACCAGUGAGAGCAUCAGGAAGCAGAUGGAUUGUUCAUAAGCGAAGAGCACUCCACAGAGUUCUCGAUAGGUAUGGGGCUUACAUGAACCACCUAGCAAGCCUCUGUGAAGAUGCUAGUCUUAGAAGCCCUGAUCGGCAGCGUCUAAAAGGUUAUUUGACAAAGUGGACUCAUGCAAAAAUAAUUCUGUCCUGUGCCCAUUACAUAGAUAUUUUAGAUCCCGCCGCUAGUCUGAGCUUGUCUUUACAGGAAGAUGAUCUUGAUAUCAUUAAGGCAAUUCAAUCAGUACUCAAAAGUCACCGAGCCAUGGAACAGUUGAAAGAAACUCCCUUAACCAAUUGGUUUGCAAGCAGACGUGUCAUGGACAAUCUAAUAGAAAGUGCAGAUGGCAAAAUGACGUAUCAAGGAAUUGAAUUACAUCACUUCAAUGAUGUAGUUGUGAACAGCUGCAGACAGCAAGCUUUAAGUGAUCUGAGAAGAUUGGAUGAUGAAUUGAAGGAAAGACUUUCAUGGUCAGACACAAAACUUAUGAGGGCUAUUAUGGUUUUCUUGGACACACAAGCCUGGUACUCACACAAAACCGAUGAGUCUUUCUCUCAUCAGCUUACAGAGGCUGUUUCAAUGCUAGUUGAGAAUUUCCGAGCUCCUCUCGAGGCCAAGGCUACUGAUCUAGCAGCAAUUCAGGAAGAAGCCAAGGAGAUGCUUGACUAUGCACAUCAAUAUCUUCGAGUGGACAGAGAUGGGUAUCAACAUGUUUGGUACCGCUUGGCGUUUGGACCUGACUGCACGCAAUUUAGGAAUUUAGUUGCUAUUGCACAGCUCCUUUUCAGCUUACCGUUUAGUACUGCAAAAGUAGAACGCCUUUUCUCCCGCUUAAAACUUAUUAAAACUGAUCGUAGAACAAGUCUUAGUCAGGAGACGUUAUCUGAUCUGCUAGAGGUCAGUGUUGAGGGAACUGAACUUGAAAAUUUUGAUUCAAGCGCUGCUGUACAGUUAUGGUGGUCAGACUGUUCAAGAACUCGUCAUGAAAGUCAUCCCAAAAAAAUAAAAAUUGAAUGCAGCAGCGAGACCAUUCAUCAACAAGAAGACACUUCAGCGAUCAAUGAGGCAACUGAAACAAUAUGUGAGGCAGAGCAGUCGGUAUCUCUGGAUGAUUGGGACUCUUGGAUCUUGAAUGAUGAGUGAAAUAUGGUCACAGUACCACAACUUGCAUCGUCACACU
Corticium candelabrum is the source of this 2321-nucleotide messenger RNA. RefSeq lists its product as uncharacterized. The record is from RefSeq and is a predicted model, not a curated record. The transcript has a single exon. Gene Ontology annotation, molecular function: protein dimerization activity. The coding region runs from base 23 to 2284 and encodes 753 amino acids. Lineage: Eukaryota; Metazoa; Porifera; Homoscleromorpha; Homosclerophorida; Plakinidae.